AUGCCGUCCUCGGCACGCAGACUCUGCCUCCGGGUGAUACCUGUGGAUUUGUCCGUUGUUGUGGAAAUACUCAAGGCCCUUCAGUACUUCCCUAAGUGCUGUGGCGAUAACUGCCUCGUCAAACACUCCGUGCCUGCAGCCUCAGGCACAGAUAUGCUGUCGUGGCACUGUGUCCAGCAGGAAGCCGAACGGGCGCAAGCCCAAGACCGCAAACCCGGCUUCGGCCACAACAGCAUAACUACACCCACUGUGAAACAAAGACAGAUUAGAAUGUUAUCUGCCACCCCGAGUGCGGCUGGGGUGGCGGAUCUUCAGGUGAUCCUUAUUUCCUAUGAAUUCAACACCAGGAAGUUUUCAAUGGUCAUCACCAGACGCAGCGUCCUACCACAGCUUCAACAGCAGGCAGCACUCGGACACUGCCGACAACUAGUCCCCUUAGUGUGUGUGCUGGGAGGACCUGAGCCACCUCCACCCCACCCUGCCCUGACACACUGGAUCCCCACCAAACCUCUCCCUGCCCCUCCCUGUGGGGGAGGAGGAGGUCUGCGCCCCGCCCGCCCCGGCCCAAUCACCUUCAGGCUUGGGGCAAAGGGUGCGCUGCGGCUGCCCCGCCCUGACCUGAAGGGCUUCCUGCCACAGGAGGAGGAGGAGGAGGAGGAAGAGGCGCGGGUGCCCCCCCGGGGGACACGACAGCGGCUACGACGAGCCCUCCGUCCUGCACCCCCCGGCCCCCGAGCCCCGCCCCACCCACCAUCAGCCACACCAGUCCCUACCACAGCCUCUGUCCCCCGCCCCACACCAGGAGCGACUCAGAGCUGCCCUCCGCUGCGCCCCCUGCUCCCCCUAAAGCAGCAGCAGCAGCAGCAACAGCCACAGCAGGUGUACAGCUGGCCCUACCCUCCACAACCACAGCAGUUCCAGUACCCUUAUGAUGCAGCUGAGGGGACUGACACUGCCACCACCACCACCACCACUGCCACCACCGCCACAACAAGGGUUAUUCAGGUGUUGCCCCAAUAUGCUUCAACCCCACAGCCCCACUCCCCCAUGACAGUGCAGGCAGGGAAUGUCAUACAGGCUACCACCACCAUGACCACCAUGACCACCACCACCACCAUGACCACCGCCACCACCACCACCACCACCACCACCACCACCACCACCACCACAGCACUCAGCGUGGCACAGAAGGAACAGAGCCAGGCGGAAAACAAGGACUAAGAUCCACUGCCACUUCCAAAUAAGGCUACCACCACCAUGACCACCAUGACCACCACCACCACCACCACCACCACCACCACCACCACCACAGCACUCAGCGUGGCACAGAAGGAACAGAGCCAGGCGGAAAACAAGGACUAAGAUCCACUGCCACUUCCAA
This is a messenger RNA of Scylla paramamosain (green mud crab), 1381 nucleotides long. Its product is annotated as serine proteinase stubble-like. NCBI's taxonomy places the organism in Eukaryota, Metazoa, Arthropoda, Malacostraca, Decapoda, Portunidae. The record is from RefSeq and is a predicted model, not a curated record. The coding region runs from base 1 to 1221 and encodes 406 amino acids. The transcript is spliced from 7 exons.